CGCCAUGGGGCAGGAAACACCCGGUUACUUUUCUGGCGGAAAGGAGGGGCGUAGAGUUGCUGUUUUACUUGCCUCUCCGUACACCAACCUCAGUUAGGUUUCACCUUUACUUAACGGAGUUUUCUAUUUGGGCACAUCGAGAAGUUUUAAGAGGAUGUCUCUCUAUCCAUCCCUGGAAGACCUUAAAGUUGAUAAAGUCUUGAAGGCCCAGUCUCAUUUUGUACAGAGUACCUCCUCUACCCCUGCCAUCACAGAGGAGGCUUCCCAAGCCCCAUCAGCUAGCAAUGGGACAUCAGGAUCAGCCCUAUACCCCAACCUGCAGGAGCUGGCAGACUACAUGGGCCUGAGCCUGAACAGUGAUGAGGUGCAGAGGAAUCUGGCCCUGAUUCCUGCCGUGGACAAUCAGGUGGCAGUGCCCUCCAGCAGUGGACUCGGGGGCAUGGUGCGGCCCGUGACGGGGAAUGAUAUUGGGCUGUGUCGGGCUGAGAUCCGGCCUGGGGUUCGUGAGGUCAUCCUCUGCAAGGACGAGAGUGGCAAGGUUGGCCUGAGGCUGCGCACCAUCGACAAUGGGGUGUUCAUCCAGCUGGUGCAGGCUAACUCCCCGGCCUCGCUGGCUGGCCUCCGGUUUGGAGACCAGGUCCUGCAGAUCAAUGGGCAGAACUGUGCUGGCUGGAGCCUGGACAAGGCCCACAAGGCCCUAAAGGUGGCAGCAGAGCAUCGCAUUGAGCUCAUAGUUCGUGACAGGCCUUUCCAGCGCACUGUCACCAUGCACAAGGAUAGCGCAGGGCACGUGGGCUUCAUCUUCAAGUCAGGCUGCAUCACCUCACUGGUGAAGGACGGCUCGGCAGCCCGCAAUGGCCUGCUGACAGAACACUACAUCUGCGAGAUCAACGGCCAGAACGUCAUUGGACUCAAGGAUUCGCAGGUUAAAGACAUCCUGACCACAUCUCCAAAUACGAUGACCAUCACUGUGAUGCCCAAGUUCAUCUACGAGCACAUGGUGAAGAGAAUGUCCAGUGGCCUCCUGCGAUCCUCCAUGGAUCACUCUGUGCCUGAGGUGUGAAUCUCCAAAGAGACUGCUGGUUAUCUUUCCUGCAUUCCAUGGAUCACUCUCUCACUCACAUAUUCAGAGUUUGCUGUUAGUCGUUCAGAGGACAUUGUAAUCUUUUUUCUUUUACAUAAGAGAUUAUUGUAGGCAAAUAUUAGUAUUUUUUCCUGUUCCACAAUACACUGCACCUUUUUUAUUAAAUCACAUGACCAACUGUAGCUUGGUUCUUCCAUGCUGAAUUUUAUUAUUAUGGUUUACUUAAGUAAUUCAACCAAUGCUGUAAAACCAUCCAGGUCUUGGUUAACUGUUGUGUUGUUUGUCGCUGGUUUCGUUAUAAGUGCUUUUCUUGCCUCUUACCGUAUCACAAGUCUGAGGUUGGCCAGUUUCUACAGAUUGAAGGCAGUGAGGUUAGUGUUCUGCGUUUAUUAAUACUUGCAAAUCUAUGUAAUGUCUGUAAGUAAUUAGAGCCUCGAUUUUCAUUAUUACUCGGGGGGAUAAUGUUACAAAUUCAUCCAGUGUACUUGUUCAUUACAUAACCAGCACACAGUAGAUUUUCGCUGCAGUGCCUGAUAAUUUCAACCAAAUCUACAUGUUUGUCAGUUUUUAAUUUGUCUUUUCAUUUAACAGCCAAAUUAAUGUAUAUCGUACUGAUUUUGAAGUGCAUUUUAGAAAUGUAGGCUUUUACAUCUAUUGCAGUUAUCAGCAAACUUAAUAUUUACAGAUUUAUUUACAAAAUGUAACCUGGUUAUUACAAGAAUAAAGACAUCUGCUGGUCA
This is a messenger RNA of Brienomyrus brachyistius, 1824 nucleotides long. RefSeq names its product syndecan binding protein (syntenin) 2 (gene sdcbp2). Gene Ontology annotation, cellular component: cytoplasm; plasma membrane. Bases 155 to 1063 code for a protein of 302 amino acids. Lineage: Eukaryota; Metazoa; Chordata; Actinopteri; Osteoglossiformes; Mormyridae. The transcript has 9 exons. Gene Ontology annotation, molecular function: protein binding. The record is from RefSeq and is a predicted model, not a curated record.